AUGCCUCCAGAUGUAGCCACAGAUGCAACAAAGUUAGUGGGGAAUCCAUUCAUUGUAUGCUCAGGAAAGGAGUGGACCAAUCCAGCCAAUAUUCUCGGGAAGGGUUAUUUUGCAUUGAUUGUUGAAAAUUCAAACUCCCUUUUGGAUGUUAUUGAGAGUUUAUCAGAGUCUCUCUCAAGAAAUUGUGCUUCUUUUGCUCCACUUGUUUACAUCUUACAUGUGAUGGCUCUGCAGAGACUCAAUGACCUUAACAGGCAGAUUAAGGCACUUCAAUUUUUGCUUGAAGAUGAUGCUUGGCAACUAGAUAAUAAGGAUAUAGGAAGCACUCAACUAUUAAAGGAAUCUUGCAGCCUUGAGGCUGCUACAUUGAUGAGUUUUAUGAUGAAAUAUGUGAAGCUAUUAUCUUCAGGAGAAAAUGGUCCUUUUGGGUCUUACGAAGUUAGUGGUUCCUGGGAUUUGAGUCUAUGUUCCUUAGAUGAAGGUUCUUUUCCUAUAGCCACUUGGCAUCUUCUGUGUGAAAACAUUGACAUUUGGAACUCUCAUGCCUCUAAGAAGGAUUUAAAGAUUUUCUUCUCUAAUUUGAUAAGGUUUUCUUUUACUCAAAAGAGACCUUCCAUGGAUAAGGAGGAGAAUAAUGGCACUCAAUCUUCAUACAGAGAAAUGACUUUGCAUAGUAUUUCUGUGGGGGUCCUUUGUGAUACAUUUAUUUAUGACCAAAAGGUACUCUUGAAGAAUUUGGCAUCAAGUUUUUGUCAUGCUUUAAAGAAAUCGUUAUCUUUUGUUACCAACUCUGAUGAUGAUAAUGCCCUUUUGGACACUUCACCUGAUUUGAUGGAGACAAUAAGUAACCUGGAAAAUGAGAAGUUGAUUGGUACAGGUUCUGCUGCUACGCAUGCACACUGCAUAGAGAAACACUGGAUCUGUGAGGAUUUCCUUAAUUUUUUUAGUGCUGUUCCCGGAUUUCAUGCAAAUUCCAAGGCAUUCAUACGGCUUAUAAACUAUAUUCUCCAUCUUGAAAGAUUGCUGCUACUUAAAUUACUAGGUCUUCGUUGUGAAUCCUGCAAUCCCAUGAAGUUAUUGCAGUUGUUUAUAUGUUGCCGUAGGGCUCUGAUAAAUCUCAUCUUAAAAUUCGGGAAAGAGUGCCCAGAGGCAAAACAAUACUUGGCCUUUUCAGAGAAAAAUGGUAACUCGUAUUUUCUGGUUUGGUUUUUGAGAUCUGUUCAGGAAAUUGUUGGUUCGUCACAUAAAAUAUUUGACAAGUGUACCGAUGAGGUGAAUAGGUUGAUGUUCUCCUUGUUAGAUAAGACAUCAGAAUUAUUUUCUACACUAGCUAGUGUGAAUUCAUCAGUUUACUUGUUUGAUUUAAAGAAACAAAUUGAAUCUUCCCUGGAUGGUAGCCCUAUUGAAAGGGAGACUUCAGACCAUAAUGAUCAGACAUUUGAUAUAGUAGAAUUAUCAGCCUUGGAGUGUGUCAAAAGUAUGGCCGAACUGUUACAGAAGACUGCAACCGGUAUACCUGUUACCAUAAAGGACGGCAAGUGUGUUGUCAAAUUAGAAGACUGCUGUAACGUUGUAUGCUGGAAAAGAUUGUCAUGCACCAUGUCUUGCAUAGGAGGAUUCUUGCAGGGACUUAAUUCAUCACUAGAAAGUGCAUUCAACGAUCAUCCAAUAGCAAGCUCAGAGGACAAGAAAAUGUUACUUCAGUAUUGUUCAAGAUUUAGCAGUUGUAUUGCUAAGUUUGGGGCCUUUGUAAAUAUUUGCGCUCAUGUCUUGUUUAUGGAUAACAAGGAUUCUGCCUCUAGAGGUUUAGUUUCUGUUCGUCUUCCACAAGAGCUAGAUUGUGUGAAUGGUUUUCUGAAUAUUGAAGCAGUCAUGGAUGAAUUGACAAAGUGUGAAAGUCGUGGACUCGAUCUGUCUAAGAUACAGUAUAUGGAAAAUGUUCUUCUGGAAAACCUGUUGAAAGGUGAAUGCCCAUUCAUAUCAUUCACUUUGAGAGAGGUAUACAAUAUAUCUGCUGCUAUUGUUAAGCUGAACGGUUACCUAUCCUUUCCAAGUGAUGUUUCUAGGCAGACUUGCAGCCCUGUCGAACAGCUUUCAUUGGGUACCAUGCUUGGGACAGCUUUCAUCACUCUACAGAAAGUUGCAGACAUGUCUAGCUGGCCACACAUGUCUUGUCUUGUAUGGAUUGAUGGGGUAUUAAGAUAUCUUGAAGUCUUAGGAAGUGCAUUUACAUCGCCUGAGCUCAAUAUCUCAAUAGAAUUGUAUACUCAGAUAGUAAAUGCCCUAUUGAGGGCUAUUGGAAAAUGCAUCUUACUUCAACGGAAGAAUGCAACUCUUCCUACUCAUGAGAUUGGCUCAAGCACGAAAACACUGCAAUUACAGAAUGCAUCUGGUUAUGCUUUUCCUAAAUAUUUCAUUGAUAUGCAGAAUAGAUUAAAUUCAUUGAAAUCGAGGCUUCGACUGGUACUUGGAAAAUUUGUCAAUAUUGCAUCAAACACACAUCUAAAUGCAGCUCUACAAGUAAUUGAAAGGGCAUUGGUUGGAGUGAAUCAGUGUAGUCAUUCAAUAUAUGAAGUUUACACUGGAAAUCCUGAUGGUGGGUCAGUUUCUUCUGAUGUUGCUGCUGGGAUCGACUGCCUCUAUCUAAUUCUUGAUUUUGUACCAGGAAAUAAGCGUGUUUUUAAGAGAACUGUCCCUGGCCUAGUUGGCGCUUUAUUCAACAUUGUACUACACCUUCAGAGUCCACAUAUUUUCUACACUCAGAAGCUGCCGCCUCAUUGUAGUGUGUUCCAUCCAGAUGCUGGAGCUGCUGUUCUAAUGUGUGUGGAGGUUAUCACUUCAUUUGUGGGAAGGCAUUUUCAAAUUGAUGCAUCCCAUGUUUCCCAAUGCCUGCAUGUUCCUGCAACACUCUUCAAAGGGUUUAAGCAUCUUCUAGCUAAGUACCGCAACCAAAGUGUAGGUCACCAUGCAGAUCAUGUUGAAUAUAUUCUUGAUAGACAAUUUUCAGUUGAUAUAUAUGUUGCAUGUUGCAAAUUGCUAUGCACUACUCUUCGGCACCAACAACGCGAGAUUGGCCAUUGUGUGGCACUCCUGGAGGAUUCAGUAAGCAUACUGCUCGGUUGUUUGGAGUCCACUGAUUCAAAGAUGGUUAACAUGGCUGGAUAUUUUGCUUGGAAUAUGGAGGAGGCACUAAAAUGUGCUUCCUUUUUCAGAAGGAUCUAUGAAGAGAUGCGCCAGCAGAGAGAAACCCUAGGAAAACAUGCCAUGCACUUUCUUGCUGGUUAUAUUUCCAUGUUUUCUGGACAGGGUCCUUUUCAGACAGGGAUAACACGAGAAACUGAUGAGGCCCUGAGACCUGGUGUAUAUUCCCUGAUUGAUAUAUGCGAGGAAAGUGACUUUCAACAGCUCCACACAUACCUGGGUGGUCCGUAG
Miscanthus lutarioriparius is the source of this 3432-nucleotide messenger RNA. The record is from the annotation of a GenBank genome assembly. Lineage: Eukaryota; Viridiplantae; Streptophyta; Magnoliopsida; Poales; Poaceae.